Messenger RNA from Dioscorea cayenensis subsp. rotundata (Guinea yam), 2244 nucleotides. RefSeq names its product protein TRM32-like. Lineage: Eukaryota; Viridiplantae; Streptophyta; Magnoliopsida; Dioscoreales; Dioscoreaceae. The transcript is spliced from 4 exons. The coding region runs from base 1 to 2244 and encodes 747 amino acids. The record is from RefSeq and is a predicted model, not a curated record.
AUGGAGACAUCGGAUCAAGGGCCAUCACAGGAGUUUAUCUUGUAUGCUGGUGAAAUAUUGAUGAGAUGUUUUGUUGUAGGAGUAAAAGAUAAAGAUAUUCCUCAAACAGAGGAAGAACAUAAUUCUUUGUGUGUAGGAGUUGGUUCGCCGAUAGAAGAAAAUGUAAAAAGCAUGAAUAAAGGUGCUGGAAAGACCCGAAUACGAAUUCCAAUUUUUAAGAAAAAAAGGCGGGAACAAGAUCAUAAGCGGAAAAUCUCCGCUUCAGCCACUCGGUUGCUGCGCACUGUCUCCAUCCAUCAUAUGCAAUGUAAUGACUAUGUUCUUCCCGAUGAUUUGGCAACCAUUAAAGAUGCUUCAACAGUUGAACUUCAUCCACAUGACAUUGUUUCUUCACUGAGUGGUGUACAUUUGCCAUUGAUGCUGCAAGGCCCUGAUGGAUCUAUUCCUGGGAAACAAUGUGAAGUAUGUGGGUCGGCAAAUAGUUCACAUUUUGUGGAUAAUAACCAGCUAGAAGAGCUAACCAAUUUUUUUCUGAAGAAGGAAUUGCUGCUCAGAGAAGAGUUAAAAGAAGUAAAAGAGGCUUUGUCAAAGCAGGACAAGAGCUUGAAAGAAUCAGGUGAUGAUGUUACUAUUAGAUCCAAAGAUUUCUUGCAUAUGGUGGAAUUGUUAAAUGCAAACAAGGAGUUGUUUAUAAAAGUUGUUCAAGACCCAAGGUUAGGACUCACAAAGUACAUACAGGAUCAAUCAAAUUCCCAGGUAUCGGCAGGGUUAUGGAAAUCUUGUUCAUUUCCAGUAACAGCAGUAAACAGUGGUGGGCUUCCUCAACUGACACACAAGAGGAUGGAAAGUGAACCCUCUACCUCUUCAGAAGGAAAACUUCAAGUUGAGUGCUCACCCUCUGAUCACAGCAUUCUUGACGAAGUUGCUCAUUCAGUGAAAUUAGAAGAUGGUGGAGCAGAAGCCAGUCGGGAGAAGGAGACUAACAUAUUGAAGAAACAAAAUAACAAUGCAACCGUAUUAAGCCGCUACAAAUACAUUAAGCAUAGGAUAAUGGAUGUGAUAAAGGAUAACAGCAAAGAGCUUCAUCGAAUCUCAAUGGAUAGCAUUAUGCAUAAAAUUCCCUGUGGUCGUAAAGUAUCCAAUAAUAUGAAGAAAGGUGUCCUAGGCUCAUGGAAAAGAUGCUCAUCUGAAAGCUUUGUCAGAGACAGCAAAUAUGCAAGUAAAAGAAUUAGAAGGUCUCGCUCGCUUACCGAAUCUUUAGAUAAGUAUUCCGGUUUGUUAAAAUCCAUAUCAAGCAGAGAACCUGAAAGGCCACCGGAGAGAUCGCAAACAAUGAGAACAGAUAACUCUUUGGAUAGAAUUUUUUCCCUUCCUGACUUUGAUUCGUAUAUAUCAAAUGAGGAUGAUGAAAGUAGAGGACAUAAUGCAUCUCUGUCACUAGAUUUAGAGAGUACAUAUAUUUUGGAUGGCUGUUUCUUAGAUGGUACAGACAAUUCUGAUGAACUGAAGAUGGUGGGUGAUUAUGCUGAAUCAGAUUUAUUACUAGAACGAAUCAUAGUAGUAGAUGAUCAAUUGACAGUUCAUAGAGACAUGGAAAUUAACUAUUCGACUAAUGAGCAAGAUCGAGAUAAACAUUCUAUCACACCACAUGAUUUUACAGUUCAAGAAGAUUUAGAGAAUGUUGAAAGAAUUGAAGCAGACAUUGAUAAUGACGAAGCUUCAAUGGAGCUCACUGUCUUGAGCAGCACCCUUAACAUUGGUGUGCAACGGAAAGACGAGGCUGAGUUCAACUAUGUGCAAGCAAUCUUACGAAAAUCUGGAUUCAUUGGCGAAGAUUAUCUCAGGGAAUUAUACUCACCCGACCAUCCAACAAACUCCGAAUCCGACAAAGUAUUCGAUGAAGAACUUCUGUUCGAUCUUGUCAAUGAAGUUUUAUUCGAAAUUUACAACAAUUUAUUCACAUACUGCCCAUUGUUGUCACAUUUGGUUUCGCGCACAAGGCCAGUGCCUUCAGGAUCACAUCUGCUUCAGGAGGUGUGGGCAAACAUUAGUUGGCAUCUAAGUUCUCAAAUGCAGGAAGAUGAGGCUGUAGAGUCACUUGUGGCUCGGCAUUAUGCCCGGAAUGAUGGAUGGAUGAAUCUUCAGCAUGAGAUUGAGAUUGUGGGUCUUGAAUUGGAGGAUAUAAUACUCAAUGAUUUACUCGAUGAAGUUGUAUAUCAAUUCCAUAAAUUUUAUCGUCAAUAA